Messenger RNA from Pecten maximus, 1978 nucleotides. RefSeq names its product platelet endothelial aggregation receptor 1-like. Gene Ontology annotation, molecular function: scavenger receptor activity. The transcript has 12 exons. Lineage: Eukaryota; Metazoa; Mollusca; Bivalvia; Pectinida; Pectinidae. The record is from RefSeq and is a predicted model, not a curated record. Bases 64 to 1887 code for a protein of 607 amino acids.
CUCGUCAUACUAAUGCACUAAUUGAUCAUUCGGACCAGAUUAUCACGGUGGAUACCUGGCGAGAUGGAGACAAGGGCGAGUAUACUAUCUGUUGUCUUGAGUGGCAGGUUGAACCUUAGGAUAAUAACAAAUGUGGUAUGCAUCCUAAUGCUAGCGACCGGAAGUUGUGGUAACGAGCAGCAGAGUAAGACCGGAAGUUCAUUGUCACACAUAUUAUGGAGGAACCGGAACGCCUUUUUGAAAGAGCAGGUGGACUGUUCCAUUACUGAAAGAUUCUUUUACUCAACGAUAUUGCCGAGUGGAGUAUGUAACAAUGGCAAAAAAUGGACUUACAAGGAACAGGAUAUCAUACCAACUGUAAAUUGCCCCAUGGGAUACAUGUUAAUAGGGGGCUCAUGCGUGAAAGAUUGUAUUCCUGUUCAACGUGAAAAAACUGGAAACAAUUCUACUGCAGGGCUAGGUACGGCUAAUGGAAAUAGCACUAUCCUUAGUACAGAGGGACUGUCCGAAACAAGUACUAGCCCAAUGGAAACUGGAGUAACGGAUGUAACCAAAGCUACAGAAAGCAGUACAGAGAUACGGAAAACUGGUGUAACUGAUGAAACCGAGACUAAAGACGAAAAUAGAAAUGAAGUUUUAGAAUGUAUUAAUGGAUGUUAUGGCGACAUUUGUCAAUUUAAUUGUUUAUGUGAAAACAAUUCGACUUGUGACAUGAUGACAGGGCAGUGCACGUGUAAGGAUGGUUGGACAGGAAUAUCUUGCGAGAAAGAAUGCCCAGAAGGAACGUUUGGCGCUAAUUGUAGUCAGACAUGUUCAUGUGACGUCAGUUCCUGUCAUCCUAUCGACGGCUGUAUCUGCCGAUCACAGGGGAAAUACUGCGAUACAGUGUGUCCGUUACUGACGUUUGGUGCUGGCUGUAGCGGUCAAUGUCCCUGUUUGAUGAUCGGGACGAAGGAUUGUGAGGUGCUGGACGGCUCGUGCGUAUGUAAACCUGGAUGGACAGGCAUAUUCUGUGAUCAAUUGUGUCCCAAAGGGCAGUUCGGAGAAGGAUGUCAACAGACAUGUGAAUGCCAGUCAAAUGAAUUCUGUAUUCCUACUACCGGUGACUGUCUGUGCUGGGAUGUCAAUACCGGAUUAAACUGUACCGCAGACACAGACACUGCUGUCCCCGGAGAACCUCAUCAUAAAGCAGUAUUUCAGAUAACCGUGUUGCAUAUUGCGAUCUUGACUGGAGGUGGUCUACUCAUCAUAUUAGCACUGGUGUGUACGAUAGUCGCCUGGAGGCGCAAUCGAUCGCACGGCAUAAGCCAAUACAAAUUCAACAACAAAGAUUCUACUCUUAAGAUUGUGCAUGAAGAUUUGCCCCCAAGGGAAGACCUAUCCAGAUAUCAUGAUGAGUCUGAUGCAAACAGGAGAACCCAGUCCUGCAAGAACAAGAGAAAAUCUCACCAAGGUGGUGCAAACAAACAGCUGGACGUUCUCAAUCUACCAACUAGGAUCAAAUCAAAGCCACCUUCCACCGUGCUCGGUUUUCAGCAGUAUAGUCCUACAGAUGGGGCAGCAUUCGACCUGGAAGAGCUUAGUCGACAUUCAUAUGUCAACCUCAACGACGAGGACAUAUCCAAACAUGUGGUAGAAGAGGAACAUGACUAUGAACGUCUAAAUAAAAAUGAAAUAAAUGCACCACUCCAAGACUACGAGGUCUGUGUCAAGACUGACCGGCCGUAUGAAAAUGUUCCGUCGAAGAAAAGGAGUAUUCUAGGAUCGCUAAGGAAGCUUGUCCGAAAGGAAAGUCGGCCGGACACUGACAGGGAGCACCUCUCGGAAGAUACCGGGGCAGGGAUAAGCAGGACCAGUUUUAUUACUUUCAAUAAGCAAUAUAAAUAGUUUCUUUAAUAUUUUGGUGCCGAUACCUACAACCUGGUAGAUAUAUAAAGGUUACACUACGAGUGGUUGUUGGAUUUGGAAUUUAUUUCAC